This is a messenger RNA of Marchantia polymorpha subsp. ruderalis, 4091 nucleotides long. The record is from the annotation of a GenBank genome assembly. NCBI's taxonomy places the organism in Eukaryota, Viridiplantae, Streptophyta, Marchantiopsida, Marchantiales, Marchantiaceae.
CGGCACAAUCCCAUCCAUUUCCCAGAAUCUAAAAUAACGGGAAACUGCAAAUUGUGGCGUGUGUUUGGUGGGAGCUUUCAAUGGCUUUGAUGUGACGACCCAAUUCCCGCAGAUCGUCCGUCCGGCGAUUCCUGCUUUGCUUUGCCUGCCUCCUCUCAUCCCCUCUCCUCUCCUCUGGAAUUCGGUGUACUUGCGCCGUGCCAAUUUGGAGGAAUUCCGUAGCUUUCGGUGGCAGGCAAGGCUUGCGAUGCGAUGCGAGGAGCGAUGAUAGAUAUAUCGAUUGGUGUGGGGAUGCGUGCUGCAGCAUUCUUGUAGCGACGUUAGAAGAGGCUGGCUGGCUGGCUGUUGCAUGGCAUAGCUUUGCGUCGCACUCCGGUGGGAUUGCAUUGUGUGGCGUGCUGCUGCUGCUGCUGUCUCUCCCAGACCGAAGAACGAACGAGUGAGCGAGCGGGCGAUCGAGAUCGCGGUCGCCGCGAAAAGAACAGAUAACACCAGUGCAGUGAGUGAGUGAGUGCGGUUGUCAGACCGACAGACAGUCAUCAGUCAAUCAUCCCAGUUGUUUUCGGUUGCACAGUGCUGUUGAAGAAUCGAGAUCUGGGUUGUGACUGUACUCUUCGGGUUCUCUUUCUCUCUUUCUUCCUCUCUCUCUCUCUCCCCCUUCCUCUCGUCUUUGUUUCCUAAAGCUGCGCUUCCUCUCCCACCACCCACUCCACUCAACUCGUUUCGUUCCAGCCCCGUCUCUUUCCUCUCUAGGACUAUUGCAUUGUGCUAUUCCAGUCCUCUCAUCGAUUCGUCGAACAUUUCUCAACUGGAUUCUGAGGUGAGAAGGAAGAGAGGGAAGAGAGGGAAAACAGAAGUACCUAGUGAGAACAUCCGUCACAGCCUCGAUUCCGAUUGGCGUAGAGAAAUUGGAGUGGAGGAAGCCUUGACUUGGUGUUGCGUGGAAGAGCCAUGAGUGUCUUGCGCCUGUGCACGAGCUCCUGAUCCUCAGCAUUGUCGGAAAUGACAGUCCUCUCGUCGCGGAGCGCUGCAACAAUUUAUUUCCUGCUGCAAAUCCGAUAGACAGCAUGCUGCGAGUCUUCCUCCGGGGCGAUGGCACUGUCACCUGCCAAUAAGGAUCCAGUUCCUUGUCAUUUCUUGUUCCUUGUUCCUGUUUAGGAGUUUGUUGUCGUAUAAAAAUAGCCACGAGUCCAUACCGUCAUUAAUCAAUCGGGGAGCUUGUCGACUCGUCCCGCAUAGGUUUCGGCAGGCGUCCAGCUCAGUUGUGCAAAUUGCCCAAAGUCCGAUAGCGUGCAGUCAACGAGACCGCCACCCCGAAUCCUGUGAGAAUCGAGCCCCGAUCGAAUUCGUCUGCUAGACGCACGCCCUGCAUUUCCCGUGGCCCGUCUGCUGCUCGCCAAUUGUCUUCGGGAGAGAGGCCACUCCAUUCCACUCCUCUCUCGGAGCAUUGUGGUAGUUGUGUGCACGAGCUUCGCCGAAGACGAGCAGCAGCAGCAGCAGGACCUCGAAGGCUGAUCAAAUUGUCAACGGUUAUCGAAGGCACCUCGACGACCGUUGGCAGGAGCGUGGGAAGGCACAGGAUAUCACAGCGGCAGACGAGCGGCGGGCGAGCAUUGAGGGCGGCAUUCUUGGAGAAGGAAGGGUGCAAGCAUGGGGAGUUGCUGGUCGCGAGAUGCGGAUGCAGAGGAGCACGAAUGGAAAACGGAGAUUCCCAAGGCUUCGGCCGUGGCACCGGCGUCGGAUUCACCAUCGACGCAGAGCCCGACGAAAUCGGCCCCGGCAGUAGUUGUGGCGAUGCCGCUGCCCAUGCAGAAGAAGAUACAGAUACAAGAGGAGCAAGAGAUAAAGGAGGUGAAGUCGCUCAGACUGUAUGGCGAUCCAAUGUGCCCGCUCACGAUGCAGAUUCUGUUGGCAUUGCGCUACAAGGACGUGCACUACGAGUGUUCUUGGUUGGACAAAGAGUGGACGCAGAAACAGGAAUGGGCCGCAAGAAAUGGCUCGGAGUUGAAAUUGGCCGUCUUGCAACACGGCAGGGACAAGAUUUCCGGGUCGCCGGACGCCAUUCUGCAGUACAUCGAAUCCAGUUUCCCCGACAAGCCUCUCGUUCCGCAGGGCGAGUACGUCGCUAAGAAAGUCGAAGAAUGGACCGCGUAUCUGCGUGAUACUCUCGGCCCUCUGGUGUCUCAGCUGCUGUACGACGGCGAGCCUUCCAUUCAAGAAGAGCUGGCUCCGGAGCUGGAUCUUGCCCUGGCCAAAGUGAACGGAGGGCUGCAAAAGUUUUAUGGCGACGGCCCGUGCUUCUUCGGCGAGCAAUUUACCAUGGCGGACGUGCUGCUCAUUCCGACUCUGGCGCUGCUGGACCCGCUCAAGGAGUUUCGGGGCAUAGGAAUCUGCUCAGCGUACAUUUCGCUUCUGGCCUACAAGAGGAACAUGCACAGCUUGCCGGUCUAUGCCGCUGCCAAGGUGACCCCCGAGGCUUUGAACAAGUACGUGGCCACCAAGCUGGAGCAGAGGGCGCCCCCGCCGCUUCUAAUUCUCAUGCUCAUGCAGCACCGCAGCAUUCUGUGGCACUUCAACAAGCUCGUCCUGCUGGUGGACGAGCUUCUCAAAGGCGUCCAAAGUAAAGCCAACUACUCUCCGGCUAUCGGCAUCCCUCAACUCAAAAGGCUGUGGAAAGGCUACGGACGACUCGUGGAAGUUCUGCAAGAACACGCUCAGAUGGAGGAGCGUGUUAUUUUCCCUGCCAUCGAGCAUUAUAACCCAGGUGUGACGCAGGAGGCGAAUGCGGAUCAUGGAAGGGAUCUCCCGAUCACUAAUGGAAUAAGGGAGGAGAUAAAGUCCCUGGUGUCUCUAGAUCAAGGCACUGCUGACUACAGUGAAUCACUUGUUAAUCUUGCCACCCGCUUGCGAACACUACAGAUGAACACUGAAGAACAUUUUCAAGAAGAAGAAAAGGAGUUUUUACCCCUGUUGGACUCGGCUGCCUUUGGAAAGGAGCAGGUGGAACCAAUGGUGACUCAUUGCUUGGGAGUGAUGGAAUCAUCACACGGGCACUUGCUGCCCUUUUUCCUUUCGGGACUGAAUGCCCAGGAUAUGUACCAAUACAUGAUGGUACUGCACAAGAGCCUGGCAGAAUCGAAACCGUCUCUAUUCACACGAAUGCUACACGUUGUGCGAAACGCAGACGAUGAGUUCCAAGAUGUAAGGAGAAUCGUCCAAGAAAGAUUCUCGACGUUUUCUCCGUUCAAGAUGACCACCGCUGGUGCCUGAGCUAACAUCACCUUCUCGCUUUAACAGCAAAGCAGCCAUUCGUAUCCACGCAUGUGUGGAGUAUGAGAAAAUGGCUGGUUGUUUGUUUAAAGGGAAGCCGGCCUCUGUGAACUGCACCCCUGCUGAAAAUAGACGGGGUUCACACAUUGUCUUCAAGUAGCCUCCUGAUUCACCCCAUCCAAAACAUCUUGAGCUAAGAUGCUAGAUUUUAUUUCACAACACAGCCAGACACAGAAUUGUGUCACAGGUUUUUUCGCCAGGCAGAAGGGUGCAUCUUGACCACAUCGUGUGCAAGCACUGGCACGUGGCUGUCGAACAAGGUAAUUGUGCACUACGCGCACCAGCACAACUUCACUUUUAAUCAACCAUGUAUUUGUCCAAUCGUCAAUUGCUCUUGAUAGACAGUGAGAAAGGUUCACUGCAUAGGGAGCGAAGCCUGCGAAUGUUGGGCAGAUGGGGAAGAAGUUCACGUGUUAGCAUCUUUCUAGAGAAUCGCGAAGCGGGGCUGGACUCUCCUCUGGUAUUAGGCACUGAGGACAGGUAGAGAUUAGAGAUGAGAAAACGGAAGGGGAAGGAAGCAUGCUUAACUUCACAUGCAUUCUUUGGUGCUAUUUUCCUUGGGCACCAAUAUAGAGUUUGUAUAUUGACCUGCAAUGUAACAUGUUAAUGGUUCAUCUGUAGAUAUUAAUUAGAGCUGAGCCGAGAGCAGCAGGGGAGAGGGGUUUUAAGACUCCUAAUUGCUUGUAAUAUGCACAAAUGUCUCUUUAGAUGCAAUGAAAAAUUCCAUUAAUCUGGAUAUCAUCAAGAAAUUGAAUAAGUGC